This is a messenger RNA of Pyricularia oryzae 70-15, 1495 nucleotides long. RefSeq lists its product as uncharacterized. The transcript has 7 exons. The record is from RefSeq and is a predicted model, not a curated record. Lineage: Eukaryota; Fungi; Ascomycota; Sordariomycetes; Magnaporthales; Pyriculariaceae. The coding region runs from base 83 to 1495 and encodes 470 amino acids.
GCAUAAACGAACUCGGUGAUUGAAUCAUGGUCCUGGGCUGUCAACCAGGGGAUCAGAAACACAAUCCCCGAUAUCGACAAAGAUGUCUCACCACGAAAAUGAGAAGGAGCCUCCCAAGGAUCAGCAGUAUCCAGUGAAAUGGUAUCGAUCUACAUUUACAAACAUGACCAUCCUUGGCCUCUGCAACCUGGCAGCGCCCGGAAUAUGGGCAGCCAUGAACUCGCUGGGGGCGGGAGGCGCAGCACGGCCCGAACUCAUCAACGCCGCCAACUCGCUCACGUUCUGCCUGAUGGUCGUGUCCUGUUACUUUUCGAGCGUCAUUGUCAAGUACAUUGGCAUCAAGGGAGCUUUGGUUUUUGGAACACUUGGCUUUGCCCCCUUCGCAGCCAGCCUCUACACCAACAACCGCUUCGGCAACGAGUGGUUCGUCGAGGUCGGCGCGGCCAUCUGCGGCCUGUCGGCGGGCGUUUUUUGGAUGGCCGAGGCGGCCAUCGCCAUCGCCUACCCUGAACCCUGGAACCGGGGCCGGGCCAUCGGGUACUGGCUCACCUACCGCCUCGGCGGGCAGAUCAUCGGCGGUGCCGUCAACCUGGGGCUGAAUUACGACCGCGAUAGCGCGGGCAAGGUGUCGUACGACGUGUUUCUCUUUUUCAUCUCCAUCCAGGCUGCCGGUCCGCUGGUGGCCAUGUUCCUCAGCAGGCCGGAUCAGGUGCAGAGAAGGGAUGGCAAAAAGGUCCAGUUGGUUAUAACGCAGGACUGCUGGGCCGAGAUCAAGGAAACCACUAGACUGUUUUGCACGAGCAACUUUCUUUUGUUGGUGCUUUGGAUUGGGCAGGCCGUGUUUGCCGAGGCGGUGUUUUUUACGUAUAUUGCCCUAUGGUUCAGCGUGCGGUCCAGGGCUCUUGCUUCUUUCUUGUCGGGAAUCAUGGCCAUGACUGCUGGCAACGGCUUGGGCUACUGGCUAGACUCUGCCCGGUUUUCCCUCAAAGCCCGAGCAAGGGGCGCGUUUUGGACAAUCGGAACCAUGCAAGGAGCAUGGUGGAUCUGGGCGACCGUCAACGUGACGCGCUUUCGCCAGACUCGACCGACCUACGACUGGACAGAUCAGGGCUUCGGCCAGGCCUUUGCCGUCUUUUUACUCUUGACUGUUGGGUUGCAGCUGAACUACAUGUUUCUAUAUUUCUUCAUCCACAACCUGAGCCGGGACGAGCCCGAAAUCAUCCGAUACGCCGCCCUUUUGCGCGGCACCGAGUCUGCCUGGCAGGCCCUGGCCUACGGGCUGUCGUCUUUGACGGUCUUUGGCGAGGUCGGUGGUGUCUACAUGAAUUUCGGUCUCUGGGGAAUUUCCAUCUACCCUGCGUGGUUGGUCCUCCGGCAUUUUGGCAACACCAAGUCGACCGGCAUCGAGGUCGUGGACGGCCCUGUUGAGGGUCAGACGGCCAAGGCUGAGGGAGGGGUCAUGGCCACAGAUCGCAGCGGGUUGAUCAAUACUUGA